AUGGAAAGAAAGCGGCACCUUAUGAUUUGGGGCGACAACUCAACCUUGCUCAACCAUGGUCACCUUCUACUGACAGUUAAUUCAGUUUAUGAUGAGGCCCUAUACUUCACCAAUGAAGAAAUGAAGGCUAAUGGCAAAGGGGACAUUGAUGUGCAGUCUGUCGUUGAAAGACCUCAUGUCAAUAUCCUGGGGCGAUGCGGGUCCUCUGAAGUUGAUCAGCUAGCCUACAUUAACACCAGAAAGGACUGUUUACAGAGUCUGAAUAUCAAAAUAACCACAUCAAAUGGAGUCGAGAUUACUGACAUAGUGAGUUUUUUUCAUGGUGAUGGCCCCCAGCAACAAUUUGAGGCUGGUGAACAGAAAGGUGGAAAUGCUGGAUGUGCCAGUUGUAGCGGUGAUGCAAGGAUGUACAAAGAUCUUGCAGUUUCUUUUUCAAGACCUCACCUUACUCUCUCAGAACGGCUAAAAAAAGUUCUACAAGGGCCUGCUGGAAAAAAUAAAAGGAAUGCUGGUUUAAAGCCAUUUAAAGAUCUUCAUUUAGAAGAUUUGCGAGAUGAGUGCAGAGCCCGGGGCCUUGAAAGCAAAGGACAAAAGAAAGAGCUUCAGGAAAUCCUCAAAGAAGAGAUUGGUGGAAUUCAACGAGUGCCUGCAAUGAUGUUCUUUGACCAAGAGAAAAAACUAGCAGACCUUGCUUUAGGUAAGCAUUGCAUACUGUCUAAUACAAAUGUUGUAAAUAUCAACAGAUAGGUGUCUAGUAACCUGAAUGAUUUUUUGUCAGCUUUAAAAGAAAUGUUCUGGGUAGGAGCAGGGUAUAUAUUGUGAAUGUUACUGCGCAUAAAUCUAUAAUGACCAUUAUGAUCAUUAUGAAGUGUGCAAUAUAAUUGAUUAUUACAUAAAUCAAAAUAAUAACAAUAGGAUUGUAAAAGAAUGACGUAAAAAAAAUACCAAAAAAACGCCAAAAUAUUCUUUACCAUGGUCGAUGGACUUAAUUAUAUAAGGUACACCCAUCUAAUUAUCAGGCAUGCCAUUCAAGAUGAAUGAAGCAAAUAUUUCACAGAAACAUAAUAAGCAUAAAAUUAAAUAAAUAAAUAAUGAUUUGGAGGUACAUGUAGCACAUCCACAGAGUGGUUCUUCGUCUACCUGAUCCCUGAUCGAAUUGGAAUUUUGAAUUAGCAAGUGACAGGAAAUUGACCUGUUGGCUAUUCACAAUCAUAAUAUAAUGAAAUUUAUUUUUCAAACAGGAAACUAUGAAGUCUUACCUACAGGGCCUCUCCACGAUGUUAAAGAACAUAUUGCCAAUGUUCUCACUGAAUUGCCUUCACACCUAGAAAAAGAUGAAAAAAUUGCAUUUCAGGACAUCAUUGAGUGCUCAUUUGGUGGAAAGGAAAAGCUACGUGGUUGUGAUUAUCGACUUGCAGCUGUCAUAGUGGCUCAGUACUUAAGAGGUAAUGAUCAAAACAUUUAAUUUACACUGUAAUAGGGAAGAUCUAAUAAUAAUAAAAAAAAACAAUAAUUGCCUGACUACAUAUUAUAGUCAAGCAAUCAAAAUUGCCUGACUGGUAAUAAAAUAAUAACUAACAGCACUUAAACUAGGUAGGCUACCUGUAAUGACUGCACUAUUGACUGUUUCGUGUUGUUAUCUCAUAUUAAUAGGCAGAGCAAGGCCCAAAAUACAGACACUCCUGGAUUCCCUUACAGAGCUCAGUAAGCUUCUCUACUCGCCAGCCCAAUCAUGCUCUCCAAAGCUAGUGCAUGCCAUGACAUGCAAAGAGGUCAUAGGGCAACCAAAGUCCUUAACAAGCAGAAAGUUCUAUGGCAGAUACUGGCACUCUCUUACAGCUCAUGCUGGCAAGCAGAGUAGGAUUAUCUCAGCAAAGUCAACCAACACCGAAGAGGAAGAAUGGCACUUCAAUACUCUGCAAGGUGUCGCCAGAUUGACCUGCAGGAGACCUGGUGACAUCAUCACCCCAAGCCUGAUCCGCCUUCAAGCAGAACAGAAACUUGCGGAAACUAAACAAGGCAAUGCUGUUAAAGUGCAGGAAUCACAGAUUUCGAAAUACUACAGCACUUUACCACCAUUCACCAACACAACAGUACCUAAUGAUCACUUUAUCAUCAAUAACCCCAAGGAGUACCAAGUCCAUUUACAAAGCAUCAGUGACUUCAUUGCCUGUGGCGAAGGUGUCUGGUGGUGCCAGAACUUGUCUGGAGUGGAAUUCUUGGAUGGCCCUGAUGAGCCAAGUACUAGACCCCAGGGACCAAAGCUUCACCACUUCAGGUCAAGUGAUCUUAAAAAAGAAUAA
This is a messenger RNA of Porites evermanni, 2303 nucleotides long. The record is from the annotation of a GenBank genome assembly. NCBI's taxonomy places the organism in Eukaryota, Metazoa, Cnidaria, Anthozoa, Scleractinia, Poritidae.